CACAGCAGUGAAGGCCACAGAUCUGCUCCGUUACUGGCGGAACGUUCAGUAUCAAGCACUGGAGUGACACGGACUGUUUUUGCAGACGCACCGCUGCGCUCAGGAGAGGACAGUUUGAACAGUUUAGGAUGGCUCAAGCGGACAGCAGGGCUCUGGCUUUGGGAGUUCUGGCAGGGGCUGCUGGGAUCAGCUUAGCGAUUGUCUGCUUCCGCAAAAUUGGAGCAGGUGGUGGCAGAGUCCUACACCUGAGCAGCAAUGCAGAUCACACGGCAGGCCGUCUGGGUCUGCAAACGGGCCAGGCGGAGGUGCUGGAUCGGCUGGGUGCUCUGAUCCAUUGCGUGUCUGAGCUCAAAGAGGAGGUAAAAGCCCUGAAGGAUGCACUUCCGCACCUGCAGGACAACGUCAGAGAUCAGCUGAGGGGCCGGAGCGGAGACGAUAUCAGUGCUCGCAAAGCAAGUCCCCUUCAUCGAACUCCCGCCAGGAGAAAAAGAGCAGGUGUCUCAGCUAGAAGUGAAGGACAGAGCUCAGAAGAGGCAGAGAGUGAAGGAGGGUAUAUGACUGCACUGACAGAUUCCGAGGACGAGGAAAGUGAUGAUGAGCGAAAACCACCGCAGGAACCGGUGGAUGAGCUCACGGCCCUGCUGCGGAAAGCAGACCGACUGCACAGCUGUAAUGGUGCAGAGAAAGCAGAAGGCCUGAAUGCUCUACUGGAGAGGAAAGCAGAGUUUGAUCAGAAAUGCCAGUUCCUUUGGCGGUUGUCCAGAGCCUACGCAGAUGCACAUGAUUUUGCUGUAGACGUUGCAGAAAAGAAGAGCUGCGCUGAGAAUGGAAAAAAAGCUGGUGAAGAGGCAAUUUCUAUCAAUCCACAGUGUGCUGAAGGUCAUCAGUGGUAUGCUAUACUCUGUGGGCUCCUGUCCGAUUAUGAAUCUAUUCAGAAUAAAAUUAAAAAUGGUUAUCUUUUUAAGGAUCAUCUGGAUAAGGCGAUUGAGUUGAAACCUGGAGAUCCUCUGUCGUAUUACUUGCUGGGGCGUUGGUGUUAUGCUGUGUCACAAUGUACGUGGAUCGAGAGGAAAAUCGCUGCUACUCUGUUUGGAGAACCUCCCAGUGCCACAGUCCAGGAUGCCCUGCAGUACUUCCUGAAGGCAGAAGAAAUCAGUCCCAAGUAUUCAAAAUACAACUAUGUGUUUUUAGCCAAGUGUUAUAAAGACUUGGGUCAGAGGAGUCAAUCCCGACAGAUGUGUGACGCCGCCUCUGCAAUGAGCAAUGACACUAAAGAGGAUGAGGAAGCACAGAAGGAACUCGACUCUCUUGUAGCAUCACUUUAAUAAGAUUUGAACAAAAGCCGUCUGUCUCUGUCUUCCGUCUUUUUGACUUCGACUGUAACUGGACUGUAGCUGUUUACCCACAAACCAACAUAUGAACUACUAAAGUUGGCCAGGCCACGUGAUUUAUUGUGGCUCUAUUACAGAGGAGCCCAGCAGCAAUUUUUUUUUAUUCAUUUUUAGUUUAUGAACAAAAUACUGUAUGUGUUUUGCAGGACAAUUUCUUUUGAUUCUUUUUGGGGGGGUUUUCAUCCCAGAACAUUCUAGACAGUAUAAUAGUUGCUAUACACAAUGUGGUUGUCACCUAUUGAAGGCACAGUGACUAUCAGUGGCUGCUGUUAGAUUGAUUUUCAAUUUCAUUAAGGAAUAGUUUGCCCAAAAAUUAAACUUUGCGGAAAAUGUACCCAUCAGGCCAUCCAAGAUUUAGAUGAGUUUGUUUCUUCAUCUUAACAGAUUUGGAGAAAUUUAGCAUUACAUCAUUUGCUCAUUAGUGCAUCCUCUGCAGUGAAUGGGUGCCAUCAGAAUGAGACUCCAAACGGCUGAUAAAAACAUCACAAUAAUUCACAAGUAAUGCACACCACUCCAGCUCAUCAGAAAAGAGCUGCUAUUUGUAAGAAACAAAUACAUAAUUUAGGUGCUUGUACAUUUCUAUCACUUUGGGCCAAAAUACAAGUCCAUAAUCUCCUCAUCUGUGCUUAUUUCACUCCUGGUUCAGAAAAGAUGACUUUUUCACUGGAGAAAGCAAUAGUUAAGAUUUGAAGCUAAAAUGUCUUAAAGGAUUAGUUCACUUCCAGAACAAGAAUGUACAUAUAAUUUACUCACCCCUUUGUCAUUCAGGAUGUUCAUGAUUUUCUUUCUUCAGUCGUAAAGAAAGUGUUUCUUGAGAAAAACAUUUCAGGAAUUAUUUCCAUAUAGUGGACUUCAGUGGUGCCCUCAAGUUUGAACUUCCAAAAUGCAGUUUAAAUGCAUCCCUGAUCCCAGCUGAGGAAAAAGGGUCUUAUCUAGCAAAACGAUCUGUCAUUUUCUAAACAAAUUGACAAUGUCUAUACGUUUUUACCUCAAAUGCUCGUCUUGUCACGUCUCUGUGAUGUGCAUGCGUAGCCUGUGUAAUCCGGGUCAAUACAGUUAGGGUAUGUCGAAAAACUUUGUUGUUCUUUGCAUGUUCACUUUGUAAACACUGGGUCGGUAGCAGAGGUUGCAUUAGACUUUAACAUUGUCCGUCAUUUUGACGGACAGGUUUAUAAAAAUUCCGUCAUAAUCUAUUAUUACCCGUCAUUUUAUUUUUCACAUUAUGUCUUUUUAACAACACAUUUAAUUGCUUUUAUUUUUGUUCACAUUUCAUUUUUAAUCAUGAACUUACAUGACAGCGCAGUGUUUAAAAACUAAAUAUGCUAGGGCUGGGUAAAAAAAAUUGAUUUCUCGUUUUUUAUACAUUUUCAUUUUAAUGAACCAAUAUCGAUUCUUAAAUCCCAAUCAAUCUUUUGGUCUGUGCUGUUUUCAGUUGAUGAAUAGUGCUCCUCAUAUCCAAAAAAUCGCAAUAGGCUGAGCUCUAUGCUUUGUUACUUUUGAUAUGAAACAAAGUCUCAGAUUUCAAAUUCUGUCCAUUUCAUUAGAAAAUUCAAGCAAUAAAUACCGUUUGCUGUAGCUAAAGUGGGUAGGCUACUCGCCUCGCCUGUGAGUAAUGAAACGCAUACCAAAAGAUUCCUGACAGUUUUGUUUUUGUUCUGGAUCCUGUGCUCUGCUGCCACAAUGGAGCGCACUCACCACCAACUGGACAGGGGUGGGAAUUACAACUACAAUUUACAAUAGAACACCCUCUAUGUAAUCUGUCAAAGUGACGGACAACCUUCAGAUUUUUCCGUCACUGAUUUAAAAAAAAAAAAAAAAAUCUGUCAAUGACAGACAAUUUUCGGUUAACACGACCCCUGGUUGGUAGAUCUGCAGCGACGUAAGACAAUUUUGAAGUUGGGGAAGAAAACGAGAUGGGAGGUUUUUCUACAUACCCUAACUAUAUUGACCUGGAUUACACAGACUACGCAUACACAUCAUAGAUACGAGAUGAGCAUUUGAGGUUAAAAACCUAUAUAAAUUGUCUGAACGUUCCACUAGAUAAGACCCUUAUUCCUCGGCCGGGAUCAUUUAGAGCAAUUUGAAGCUGCAUUUAAACUGCAUUUUGGAAGUUCAAACUUGG
This is a messenger RNA of Labeo rohita (rohu), 3513 nucleotides long. RefSeq names its product regulator of microtubule dynamics protein 2. Lineage: Eukaryota; Metazoa; Chordata; Actinopteri; Cypriniformes; Cyprinidae. Gene Ontology annotation, molecular function: microtubule binding. The transcript has 12 exons. The coding region runs from base 129 to 1325 and encodes 398 amino acids. The record is from RefSeq and is a predicted model, not a curated record. Gene Ontology annotation, cellular component: mitotic spindle pole; cytoplasm; spindle microtubule.